Momordica charantia (bitter melon) is the source of this 1440-nucleotide messenger RNA. RefSeq names its product 1-aminocyclopropane-1-carboxylate synthase CMA101. Gene Ontology annotation, biological process: biosynthetic process; amino acid metabolic process. NCBI's taxonomy places the organism in Eukaryota, Viridiplantae, Streptophyta, Magnoliopsida, Cucurbitales, Cucurbitaceae. Gene Ontology annotation, molecular function: pyridoxal phosphate binding; 1-aminocyclopropane-1-carboxylate synthase activity; transaminase activity. The record is from RefSeq and is a predicted model, not a curated record.
AUGGCAAUGUUAUCUAGCAAAGCUAGCCAUGAUUCUCAUGGCCAGGACUCCUCCUACUUCUUUGGGUGGCAAGAGUACGAGAAGAACCCCUACCACCCAACUCGUAACCCCACUGGAAUUAUUCAAAUGGGUCUCGCUGAAAACGAGCUGUCUUUCGACCUGGUGGAGGAGUGGCUGGAUAGAAAUCCAGAUGCCUUGGGAUUGAGAAGAAAUGGGAAGUCAGUGUUCAGAGAGCUGGCGCUUUUCCAAGACUACCAUGGCUUGCCCGCUUUUAAAAAAGAGCUGGUGGAGUUGAUGGCGGAAAUACGAGGAAACAAAGUGAAAUUCGAUGUCAACAACCUCGUCCUCACCGCUGGUGCAACUUCUGCCAAUGAGAUCCUUAUGUUUUGUCUCGCUCAAUCUGGAGAAGCCUUUCUCGUUCCCACCCCAUACUAUCCAGGGUUUGACAGGGACGUAAAAUGGCGAACAGGGGCACAAAUAAUUCCAAUCCAGUGUCCGAGUUCAAACGGAUUCCGAAUCAGCGGUUGGGCCAUGGAGGAGGCGUGGGAACGAGCCGAGGAGCUGAAACUGAGAGUGAAAGGGGUUCUAAUAACGAACCCCUCCAACCCAUUGGGCACCACAAUGGGCCGCGACGAGCUCAAUUUACUUGUGGACUUCGCCGCCGCCAAAGGCAUCCACAUCGUCAGCGACGAGAUUUACUCCGCCACCGUCUUCGACUCCCCCUCUUUCAUAAGCAUCACCGAAGCCCUUAUCGAUCGGAACCUCCAAAAUUCCCCACUUUGGAACCGAAUUCAUGUCGUCUAUAGCCUCUCCAAGGACCUCGGAGUCCCCGGGUUCAGAGUGGGCAUGAUUUAUUCCAACGACCGACAUGUCGUCGCAGCGGCCACCAAAAUGUCCAGCUUCGGCCUCAUCUCGUCGCAGACGCAGUACCUGCUGUCGCGGAUGCUGUCGGACCGGGACUUCCGGGGGAAUUAUAUGGACGAGACCAAGAGGCGGAUCCGGAAGAGAAAGGGGAUGCUUGUUUCGGGGCUCCGGAACGCCGGAAUCGGGUGCUUGGACAGCAAUUCGGGUCUUUUCUGCUGGGUGGACAUGAGGCAUCUCUUAAAAAACGCCACUUUCGAGGACGAAAUGGAGCUGUGGAGGACCAUCUUGUGCCAGGUUGGGCUCAAUAUCUCCCCCGGUUCGGCUUGCCACUGCUCCGAACCGGGUUGGUUCAGAAUGUGCUUUGCCAAUAUGUCGGAACAUACUCUCAUGCUCGCGAUAAGUCGUCUCAAGACAUUCGUCGAAUCCUCCUCUUCCGGUGGCGACGCUGAUGCCAACGAGGAGUYCUGUCGAAGUAAUCAGAAAGUUGUUGGUAGAUCAUACGGUAGGAAAAGGCUGUUAAGACGACUGCUUGAAUCGGGGGUUUGUUCUUUGAUGUAUACGUGUUUUCCAUGCUGA